This is a messenger RNA of Arabidopsis arenosa, 1421 nucleotides long. The record is from the annotation of a GenBank genome assembly. NCBI's taxonomy places the organism in Eukaryota, Viridiplantae, Streptophyta, Magnoliopsida, Brassicales, Brassicaceae.
GUCGUCAAAAGCAACGGGAGUUCUCUCGGAAACUUAAAGGGUCGUGGUUGCAUCUCGCCGGUCGGAAUAAAGUGGACUUAGGGUUUAACAAAUUCCUCUCGUCUCAUCGGUGAUGUUGAAGCGUAGUGAGAAAUGGAAAUCUUCGAAUGGAUCUCGAAUCCAUCAAUUCGGACUUGUUUUCGUUGUUGGGAUCUUAUUGGUUGCGGUUCUGUUAUUUUGUUUCAGUGGCAAGAAUCAGAGCACGAAACUGGAACUGGAACGACCGACACAGAUCUCGAACACUGUCAAGCCAACAGUAGAGAUUCAGAACGGGACUCAAUUGAUAUGGACGAUACCAAAUUCACCAAAAGCAGUUCUGUUUAUUGCUCAUGGUUGCCAUAGGAAAGCUUCUGACUUUUGGGACAAAUCUUCAGAUUGUCCUGAAUGUACUGGUCUACCAGAGGAGAGGAUUCUUGUUCGAUUUGCUCUAGCUCGAAAGUUCGCUGUUUUAACUGUAUCUAGUGCUGGAACAUGCUGGACAUUCGGGAAGGAAAAAUCGAUUGUUGGAAAGAUGAUAAAAUCGUGGGUCAAUAAGCAUAAGCUCGAUAGGCUUCCGCUUGUUGGGUUAGGGGCUUCAUCUGGUGGCUACUUUGUCUCUGCUCUUGCAACAGAGGUGCAGUUUAGUAGCAUUGUGCUUAUGAUUGCCGAAGGAGUCUUUGAUCAAAUUCGUAUCAGUAAACAGUAUCCGCCGACUCUUUUUGUGCACAUGCCUAAAGAUGUGUACAGACAACAAAAGAUUAGAGAGUUUUUAGAAGGUCUCAGAAUGGAAGGUAUUGAUGCUGCAGAGAUUGAAUGCUUGGAUUUGCCGAUUUCACCGGAUUUCUUGGCAGAUAGGAUUCCAGGUCUUCAUCCGGAUGUAUCGACCAAACUGUUCAAGUUAUUUCAAGACAAGGGAUUUGUUGAUGGGAAAGGAUACAUGAAACGGGAUGGACGGAGAACACCGUGGAAACAAGCUCUCGGUAGCUACAAAAUAUCACUAGAACAAAGUUUGAUAACUCCUGUUGAGGAAGAACUGAAUCUUGCAUAUGCAUAUCAUGAAAUGACGAGCUUGCAGUCUGAUCAAAUCUUCAACUGGUUUGAGUCACAUAUGAGCUAAUUGGCUGUCAGAUUUUCAUGUAACAAUAUCAUUCUUUGAAAGCUGUAAGAUGCAUUGCACAGGAUAAUCUAUUUGACUCCAAUGGAACAUGCCUAAACAGUCGGUUUACGAUUUGAGUCUGAAAAGAUCAUGGCCACCCUGGUGGCUGUGAUUUAGAGUUAAGAAGACAAUUUUUGAUUCAUUGGUUUGUAGUUAACUAAGACCACUAAGUCUGUUGUGGUUUUGGAAUCUGUAAGAACUCUAAAUGUAAGAAUGUUGGAUGCUAUUCCAAGCUCUUGUAAGUUGC